CUAAGAAAAAUUAAGUUCCAUAAAAAGUGAAUCGAGAUCAAAACCACCCUUGCAUAGUUGUAUAUACCUAAUCCAUCUAACCUCCUAUUUAACACACUUAUUUAUUUAUUUUUAAUCUCUCUCUCCCCUCUCCUCUCGUCUGUCUCAAUUAGGGCAAUAUAAGAAAAGGGCAUCAAAAAGAGCAUCUCUCUGGUUUCAUUCGAGAAAUCUGAACAGUUGAGUGAAAAUUACAGCUAAAAGAAUCAGACCCAACACAGAAUCAACCCAUAAUGUGAUAUAAUUAUCUCUUUUUGCUUGUAUAAACAUAUAGAUUUUAUAUAUUGUAUGAAUGGACAUGGAUAACAUUGAAUGCAUAUCAUCCUCGGAUGGUUUGGAUGAGGAUGAGAUCCAUCAACAUCAUCACCCUCAGUUUUCGUCCUUGAAGCCUCACAAUAACGUUGUCUCUUCCACGAUCCAUCCAACCACAAGCGUUCAUGAGCUUCUCGAAUGCCCAGUUUGUACCAAUUCAAUGUACCCUCCAAUACAUCAGUGUCACAAUGGGCACACACUCUGUUCUACCUGUAAAACAAGGGUACACAACCGGUGUCCCACCUGUAGACAGGAACUUGGCGAUAUAAGGUGUCUGGCAUUGGAAAAAGUGGCUGAAUCACUUGAACUGCCUUGCAAGUAUUGCGCCCUCGGAUGCCCUGAGAUAUUUCCCUACUACAGCAAGCUCAAGCACGAGACUUUGUGUAACUUUAGGCCAUAUAACUGCCCAUAUGCCGGAUCGGAAUGCUCAGUUGUUGGGGAUAUUCCAUGCUUGGUUACUCAUUUGAAGGACGAUCACAAGGUAGACAUGCACUCUGGAUGCACAUUCAACCAUCGUUAUGUCAAAUCUAAUCCACGUGAAGUAGAAAAUGCCACAUGGAUGCUCACUGUCUUCAAUUGUUUUGGACACUACUUCUGUCUUCAUUUUGAAGCUUUUCAGCUCGGAAUGGCUCCUGUUUAUAUGGCAUUUUUGAGAUUCAUGGGUGAUGAGACAGAGGCUCGAAACUAUAGCUACAGUUUGGAAGUUGGGGGAAAUGGGCGGAAACUCAUAUGGGAGGGCACCCCACGAAGCAUCAGGGAUAGCCACAGGAAAGUUAGGGACAGCCACGAUGGGCUGAUUAUACAGCGUAACAUGGCACUUUUUUUCUCUGGGGGGGACAGGAAAGAGCUAAAGCUUCGAGUAACAGGGCGGAUAUGGAAGGAACAGCAGAACCCAGAUGGCGGGGCAUGUAUACCUAACCUCUGUAGUUAAGGCUGCUGGUUGGUUCUUUCUGGAUUGCUCUAUGUUGUGUGGAAUUUAUCUGCUAAUAUUAUCAGUGGAUAGAGAUGUUGAUAUUUUUUGAAAUAUGUAUGAAACUUGCUGCAAGUUUCAGCUUUUAUACAUUGUUUCUGAAGGUUCUUUCCUUGUUAAUAUCAUCAGUGGUUGGCUCUA
Molecule: messenger RNA, 1459 nt
Organism: Cornus florida
Lineage: Eukaryota; Viridiplantae; Streptophyta; Magnoliopsida; Cornales; Cornaceae
Product: E3 ubiquitin-protein ligase SINAT5-like
Exons: 3
Coding region: 329-1279 (316 amino acids)
Biological process (GO): multicellular organism development; ubiquitin-dependent protein catabolic process
Cellular component (GO): cytoplasm
Molecular function (GO): protein binding; ubiquitin protein ligase activity; zinc ion binding
Source: RefSeq, a predicted model, not a curated record